This is a messenger RNA of Lobosporangium transversale, 1546 nucleotides long. RefSeq lists its product as hypothetical. The record is from RefSeq and is a predicted model, not a curated record. NCBI's taxonomy places the organism in Eukaryota, Fungi, Mortierellomycota, Mortierellomycetes, Mortierellales, Mortierellaceae. The transcript has 4 exons. Bases 57 to 1505 code for a protein of 482 amino acids.
UAUUAUGGUCUAACCCAACAGUUCGAGAGGAGAUAGUCCAAUUGUUGGAACUAAACAUGAGUACCAAGGGGGCUGCGGAGGACAAGAUCCUUAGCCACAAGGGGAUAUUGUUGCAGGAGCUGUUUUCCUUGAAAGGAUACAAGGACGUUGGACUGCAAUCUGAUGAUGGCCCUAGAAGGAAACUACGGACAUCGUUCUUUACAAACGGCCUUACCCUAACACUUCUUGCCUAUGAUACAUCGAAGCAAAAAAGAGGUAGAGGUUCGCAAGCUGCCCAACCUUCGGAUACUCAAAGAUCUCAAGCAGUCCAGGCUUCUUCAAGUGCUCAGCAGGGAUCCUCGUCUUCAGGCCAUGGUGCAGGUGAUGGUGGUGAUGAUGGAGACGACGACGGAAAUGAAGAUGACGAUAUCUUGCUGGGUAUCAGCGAUAUUGACUUGCUCGAAGUUGAUGAACCAUUCUUAGAUGGCGAAGAGGGAGAAGAAGCAGCUGAAGAAGGUACAUCGAGCACAAAUCCACUGUUCCCGGUGAGUCCCAGUCCCCGGCGUGAGAUCAACUGGAAGCAGAGAUCCCGUCUCCUCGAGAAUGUAGAAGUUAAAUAUGACACCCAGGCAGCAUGCCCUCCCCCCGAAAGUACCAUUAUCAUUGGGAUCGAUCCAGGCGAGAGGUACUCGAUGACAAUUGCAAAGUUGGAUCCAAGGGAACCUAACGAACGUGAGAUCCUCCGGAUUUCUAGAGCGUACCUUUACAAACCAUCCAAGAAGUUUCAGGGCGAGCUAGAGAGGCGAAAGCUUAGAAGAGGAAUUACAGAGAUUGAAAGCAAUAUUCCGUCAUUCUCAAGGCCUACUUUAACACAUACUGGAGGUAGUUUCUCUGGUAGUGGGGUUGGGGCCAGUAGAGCAGGGACCGGUAGUAGCAGUGGAGUUGAGGCCAGUAGUAGCAGUGGAUCUGGGACCAGUGACGACAAUAGGGAGACUAUAUAUAGGGCGCUUGUCGAUUUCUAUAAUGACGGGUGGUUUGUUCGGAAUAGCUGGGAUAUUAGAAAAGCACAGAACGGAUGCGUUGAUUAUGUGAUCAAGGCAAUUCUGAAGCUUGCGGGCGGAAGCAAUGGAAGAAGAAGAGAUGCCAAUACGAAUGCGGUGAUCUGUAUUGGACUAGGAUCAUUCAAGACAAACCGAGGACAAGUAUCGAAGCAUGGGAUAUUGAUGAAGAAGCUUGUUGAAAAGGUUGUCAUGAAUACUACACAUCUGCCAAGUGUCCACGGCCUCACUGUGACAGUAUAUUGGAGAAUGUUCCUUUUCGAUCCAAGAACUCAAGGCCAAGCUUCUAGCGGUAGUGGCGGCGGUGGAGGUAGUGGUGGCAGUGGUGGCAGUGGUGGUGGUAGUAGCAGAUCCACAAAAAGGAAAUUUUCAGAUGAAGGAGGAGGAGGAGUAGAGGGAUCAAGACCACCGAAAGGGCCUUUGCUGGGUCCAGGAGGAGGGGGAGAGACAAGCCGACAACAACAGUAGGACACAAUCUACUACAAACAUGACUAGGUCCAGAAAGGCCU